AUGUUGAAUUUUGGUUACUUACCACCGAACUGGAACGCCGACCACCCUGUCGAGUACAUCCAGUGCGACAUCUCCGAUGCCGACGACGCCAAGGCCAAGCUUUCUCCGUUAUCCGACGUCACCCACAUCUUCUACGUGACCUGGACCAACCGAUCCACCGAGGCCGAGAACUGCGAGGCUAACGGCGCUAUGUUCCGCAACGUCUUGAAUUCCGUCAUCCCAAACGCGCCCAAUCUCCGCCACUUGUGCCUCCAGACCGGGGCCAAGCACUACGUCGGGCCGUUCGAGGCUUUCGGGAAGAUCCAGCCCCACGAGCCGCCCUUCACGGAGGACCUGCCCCGACUGGACUACCCGAAUUUCUACUACACCUUGGAAGAUUUGUUGCUUGCUGAGGUGGAGAAGAAGGAGGACUUGACUUGGUCCGUCCACCGACCCGAUGCGAUUUUUGGGUUCUCUCCGUACAGCAUGAUGAACGUCGUCGGCACGCUCUGCGUGUACGCCGCCAUCUGCAAGCACGAGAGAGUGCCGUUAAAGUUCCCGGGAAGCAAAGCGGCGUGGAACUGCUACUCGGUGGCUUCGGAUGCGGAUCUGAUAGCGGAGCAGCACAUAUGGGCGGCGGUGGACCCGUAUGCCAAAAACGAAGCAUUUAACAUAAACAAUGGGGAUGUGUUUAAGUGGAAGCAUUUCUGGAAGGUGUUGGCUGAGCAGUUUGGGAUUGAGGAGUAUGGGAUUGAUGAGGAGGAGGGGGCGAAGCUGAGCUUGGUGGAGCUGAUGAAGGGGAAAGAGAGAGUGUGGGAGGAGAUAGUGAAGGAGAAUCAGCUGCAGCCCACAAGGUUGGAGGAGGUUGGGGUGUGGUGGUUUGUGGAUGUUUGGUUGAGUGGGGAGGGAUUGUUGUGUAGUAUGAACAAGAGCAAGGAGCAUGGGUUUGUGGGUUUUAGAAACUCCAGGAAUUCAUUUGUCACUUGGAUUGAUAAAAUGAAGGCUUUCAAGAUUGUGCCUUGA
Messenger RNA from Prunus avium (sweet cherry), 1002 nucleotides. The record is from RefSeq and is a predicted model, not a curated record. Lineage: Eukaryota; Viridiplantae; Streptophyta; Magnoliopsida; Rosales; Rosaceae.